This is a messenger RNA of Hypoxylon trugodes, 1214 nucleotides long. Its product is annotated as RNA polymerase II subunit A C-terminal domain phosphatase SSU72. Gene Ontology annotation, molecular function: RNA polymerase II CTD heptapeptide repeat phosphatase activity. Lineage: Eukaryota; Fungi; Ascomycota; Sordariomycetes; Xylariales; Hypoxylaceae. Bases 245 to 1018 code for a protein of 257 amino acids. Gene Ontology annotation, biological process: termination of RNA polymerase II transcription. Gene Ontology annotation, cellular component: nucleus; mRNA cleavage and polyadenylation specificity factor complex. The record is from RefSeq and is a predicted model, not a curated record. The transcript has 3 exons.
AUCGCGUAUGGCAAAGCACGGUGAUAGCAAAGCAAAUCCUUGUUCUUCACUUCCAUCAUCAAUUUCCUUGAAUCUGAAUCGACUUCCUUCCAUUCAACUAUUGCAAAUCAUAAAACCCUACAGUAAUUUAUUCCUAUCUAAAGUUCGUUGAUUUAAUUUGCGAUUUCGACGAGCAUGCGAAGAACCUUUCCAUCAUUCAUAUAGCCCAUGGAAUCACGGUGAAGGCGAUAUCCAACGAACCAAAAUGGAGGCCGCAAAUGGUACUUCUGCGACCGCCGCCCCGGCAACCAACGGAGAACGGGAAGAUCCAGGUGGUUUCAAGCUUAAGUUCUGUACGGUUUGUGCGAGCAACCAAAAUAGAUCUAUGGAAGCGCAUCUCCGUUUGUCACAGGCACAUUAUCCUGUUAUUUCUUUCGGCACAGGAUCUCUCGUUCGAUUACCUGGUCCCUCAAUCACACAACCUAAUGUCUACCAAUUCAACAAGGUAUCUUACGAUGCGAUGUAUAAGGAAUUGAACGAGAAGGAUCCCCGAUUAUAUACCGCCAACGGUCUGCUUAACAUGUUGGGAAGAAAUCGACAAGUAAAAUGGGGUCCCGAACGGUGGCAGGAUUGGCAGGUUGGUAUUCCUAGAACUGAACAUGCUUCCGACCGGGGAAGUGAAGGAACAGAAGGUGGUGUAGUAGAUGUAGUCAUCACUUGCGAAGAGAGAUGCUGGGACGCGGUAAUAGAUGACCUCCUUAACCGAGGAUCUCCUCUGAAUCGGCCAGUCCACGUCAUCAACGUUGACAUUAAGGAUAAUCACGAAGAGGCUUCUAUUGGAGGACGUGGCAUCCUCGAUCUUGCAGACUCUUUAAACGCCGCCGCUAAGGAGGAACGAGAGAGCGUUGGACCUGUCGCGUUCGAUAUGGCAAGUGCUGCUAGCAGAGCCUCAUUUGAUGAACGUGUACCGGAGAUCAUUGGAGAGUGGCAGGAGAGAUGGCCGAAUUUACCGGCAACAUGGACACUGGCUUGGUUUUAAGGUUAUGGUUAUGGAUUUUCCUUGUUGAUGAUACCCCGGGAUAAACGUUUUCUUUUUUUCGUCACUGGCGAUUUGAUGGCAAUGAGGAUUUGGCCAUGUUUCUAGCAUGUGCGUACGGGUUCAAGCAGUAGAUAUGGCUUGAUCUUGACACAAAUGAAAUACGACGUUGCCUAUAUAAACAGAAGAUGCUUUCACC